This is a messenger RNA of Nicotiana tabacum (common tobacco), 510 nucleotides long. NCBI's taxonomy places the organism in Eukaryota, Viridiplantae, Streptophyta, Magnoliopsida, Solanales, Solanaceae. The record is from RefSeq and is a predicted model, not a curated record.
AUGAGAAAUGUUCUUAAGGAUUUAGUAACUGGAGUACUGUUUUCGUCUAAUGCUUGUACAUUGUCGACUGCAUUCAAGGAGCGAUUUGAUAAAGUAAAUGGAUCGAGAUUGUACUUUCUACACAAGGAGAUUUUUACUAUGACUCAAGGAAUUUGUUCCGUUUCUACCUAUUUUACAAAACUUAGGGAUCUAUUGGUAGAGUAUGACUCCAUUUUGCUACCACCUCCAGCAGUUGAAUAUUUUGAGCAGCUGGAGUACCAACGUUUGUUGCAGUUUCUCAUGGGAUUAAGUGAUAGCUUUGAACAAGCUAGAAGUCAGAUCCCCUUAAUGUCUACCCUGCCGCCUAUCAACAAUGCAUAUGCCAUGGUAGUUCAAGACGAAAGUAGGAGGAUGAUUACUGGUGCCAAUUAUGGAAAUGCAGGGAACAUUGAGCCUACAGCUCUAUUCAGUGCACAAUCAGGAAUCAAGCAAAGGAGAAAUUAUAGUUUGGAGUUUGAUUUUGUCACUUAA